UUGAAUUUUGAAGUCUGUAAUAUUCUUUCUUUCUCCUUGUGAUUUGUUCUUGGUUAUUGGAUUGGAGUUUGGAGCAGGGUGAUCAGUUAAAUUAAUUAAUACUAAUUAUAAUCUCGCCUUUUGAUUUUCAUCCAUUAUAUUCUACCCUUGACAUCUGGUUUUGAUGUAAAUUAAAUAAUUUUAAUUUCCGCCUGGGUUCUUUCUUCUGCCAUUUAUCACUCUUGCUCCGUUCCUUCCCAUUUCAAUUCAACUCGUCCUCAAGAACUCACGUCGCCAACUGCUCUUUGUCUGUUUACUCUCUGUUUCAAUGAUUCCAUUGAGUGAAGGACUGUUGGGUCCUUGUGAGAAGAUGGGCAUCCCUUCCAACAGUAACGACUGGCCACAGAAAGUGGAUGAGACAGGAUUGAUGGCUUCAAGUGUUAGAAUUAUGGAGAAACCAGGUUCAGAUCAGGCUCUGAAAUGUCCUCGUUGCGAUUCAUCCAACACCAAAUUCUGUUACUACAACAACUACAGCUUAUCUCAGCCCAGACACUUCUGCAAAGCUUGUAAGCGCUACUGGACAAAAGGCGGAACGUUGCGUAAUGUUCCAGUUGGCGGUGGGUGCAGGAAGAACAAGAGGGUGAAGAGGUCUGCACCAACCACUGAAGCUUCUUCAUCAUCACAAACUACUCCACCAACACCACCACCUCCCCCUUCUCGUGUCGAUGUAUCCACCGCUUCCAACCACAUUACUAGUCCUUUAUUCUACGGCCUUUCCGGUAAUCCUUCUGACAUGAAUCUUCCAUUCCCGAGUUUCCACCCGAGAGUUUCUAACAUGGAGAGCAAGCCGACAUCAUGUGCUGGUUACGAUCUCCUGCCUCAAUUGAAUGCUCUCGGACUGGGCUUCCCGUCGGCUACAAUGAAUGCUGAUACACAUGGCGACGAAUACCGAACUGGGUUCGAUCCUGCUACUCAAAUCCAAGACGUUGUUACUUCCACUUCUCUUCUUUCAAACUACUCAUCACUUCUUGGAUCGUCAUCUUCUACAUCAACAGUUUCUCUUUUGGCUUCUAGUCUUCAGCAGCAAAAACUGAUCUUGGGUGGUCUGAAAGAGAGGCGACCAGCUAAUAAUUUUCAGGCCUUGUUACCCUUUGAAGAUCUACAAAUGGAUGGGAAUGGCGAUCUGGGUGUUGUAUUGAAAGAAGUGAAGAUGGAAGAAGGGAACGAUAGAAUGAACAACAAGGUGGAUUGGAAUGUUCCUUGUCAGAAUACGAUUGAACCAAUUGGAUCGACUGCCGAUCCAUCCCUAUAUUGGAACUCAACGGCUGUUGGUGCUUGGCCUUAUCUCAACAACUUCGGAUCUUCAGUCACUUCUUUGAUUUGAUCUGAGAAUACUGAUGAGACAUCCUCUCUCUUUACAGUUUACAAUCAUCUGGGUCUUCUUAGUUAGGUAGGUUUUCUGCGGGUUCUUCUUGUAGUGAACUUCAUGGCCACAACGGAUGGAAAUUCAGAAGCAACAAAGUUGGCAUGAAAGCUACUACAAAGGGAGGAGAUUGGAUCGGAGCGAUCAUCUCAGUUGCAAACACCACAGCCUGUUAUUUUUGUUUUCGUGGUUGACACAAACUGUUUGCUCUGAGAGGAACCUCGGAUCAUCUUCCUUUCAUCGUCUCCGGCAUCGCUGCUGUCAUUAGCUCAAGUGCCGAAAGGUUUCUUGGGAAGGAUCCUUCACAGCACUUGGAUGCAUUUCCUGGUCUAGUAAGUUGGUUUUCUUGUAUGUAUAUAAGCAUGACAUUGCAUUUCUUUCUAGUGUAUCUGUCAUUAGGUGGUGGGCAAGGGGCCGAGUUAUUAGAGAUACAUUCAUAUAUUGCAGUCCUCAAAGAAGAUAUAUCAUCAGUUGGGGAACUAAUGAGUUCUCUGCUUUUUUUUUUUCACUCUUAUUGUUUUGUUUCAGGGGGGAAGGGUUGGGUAUAUAUAGUAAUAUAAAAGCGAGAGAGAUUUAUUGUUGCAAAUGUGGGUGUUUAAUCUCUGUGGUUGGUUAUUGUUACAUCUGAUAGUGUUGAUGAAAGCUGUGGUUUUGGGCUUUCUGUUCCCUUAAAUAAUUGUGCAAACCCUAAAACUGCAUCUCUUGAAUAAAUGGAGAAUUGCUGUCAUUGAA
Molecule: messenger RNA, 2134 nt
Organism: Nelumbo nucifera (sacred lotus)
Lineage: Eukaryota; Viridiplantae; Streptophyta; Magnoliopsida; Proteales; Nelumbonaceae
Product: dof zinc finger protein DOF1.4-like
Biological process (GO): regulation of DNA-templated transcription
Molecular function (GO): DNA binding; DNA-binding transcription factor activity
Source: RefSeq, a predicted model, not a curated record